UCAGAGCCCCAGCCCUGCCCUCACCUCCUUCACCCAGCCUUGGCAGAGGCCCAUGGCCCCCUGCCAGCCUGAUGGAGGUGGAUGUGGCAGCCACCGCUGCGGUAAGGGUGAGAAGGGUGGGUUCUAGGGGACUCCUCCAAGCUCCUGAACCCUUUUCCUUCCCUUCAAGGAGAUGUGAAAGCCCCAGCCUGGUCCCCAUCCCACAGCCUAGGGCUUUGGCUCCCAUAGUCCCAAUCUAGGCAGGGCUGGCAGCAGGUGACUGGAUGGUGCUGAGAAGGGCAGGCAGAAUGGGGGCGUGGGCCCCGGCAAGUGCACUCCUCAGCCAAUCGGCGUCCUGCCCGGCUGGUGGAUUCGGUUACAAGCCCAAGAUCACCCCAUACUCCAGCCUCUUUCCUCCUCCUCCCGCAGCUCCAUUCAUUGGUCCUGCCGCACCGGGCCUGCUGGGCUCCGCUUCCGUUCCACUGCUCAGCUGCCGCCUCGUGGGGCCACCAAGGGCAGGCAUCCCAGGGGCUUUGUCUGACUGGACUGGGCCAGUGCAGAAUGGGGGUUCAGGCAGGGCUGUUUGGGAUGCUGGGCUUCCUGGGGGUGGUCCUGGGGGGCUCCCCUGCCCUCCGCUGGUACAGGACCUCCUGCCACUUGACCAAGCCCGUCCCUGGCAACCCACUGGGGUACCUGAGCUUCCUGGCCAAGGAUGCUCAGGGACUGGCCCUGAUCCAUGCCCGCUGGGAUGCGCAUAGGAGGCUGCAGGCAUGUAGCUGGGAGGAUGAGCCGGAGCUCACCGCAGCCUACGGUGCUCUCUGUGCUCAUGAGACUGUCCGGGGCUCCUUCAUCCACAUCCCCGGACCCGAGCUGCAGAGAGCACUGGCCACUCUUCAGAGUCAGUGGGAGGCAUGCCGAGCACCUGAGGAGAGUCUAGCAGGGGCCAGGAAGAAGCGAGCAGCAGGGCAGAGUGGAGUCCCUGGUGGAGGGCACCAGCGAGAGAAGAGAGGAUGGACCAUGCCUGGCACACUGUGGUGUGGAGUUGGAGAUUCUGCUGGGAACUCCUCGGAGCUGGGGGUCUUCCAGGGACCUGAUCUCUGUUGCCGGGAACAUGACCGCUGCCCACAGAACAUCUCACCCUUGCAGUACAACUAUGGCAUCCGAAACUACCGAUUCCACACCAUCUCCCACUGUGACUGUGACACCAGGUUUCAGCAAUGCCUACAGAAUCAGCAUGACUCCAUCUCGGACAUCGUGGGCGUGGCCUUCUUCAACGUGCUGGAGAUCCCCUGCUUUGUGCUGGAGGAGCAGGAGGCGUGUGUGGCGUGGUACUGGUGGGGCGGGUGUAGGAUGUAUGGCACAGUGCCCCUCGCUCGCCUUCAGCCCAGGACCUUCUACAAUGCCUCCUGGAGCUCCCGGGCCACCUCCCCAACUCCCAGCUCCCGGAGCCCAGCCCCUCCCAAGCCUCGACAGAAGCAGCACCUUCGGAAGGGGCCACCACAGCAGAAAGGGUCCAAGCGCCCCAGCAAAGCCAACACCACAGCCCUCCAGGACCCUAAGGUCUCUCCCAGGCUUGAUGUGGCCCCCACAGGCCUCCAGGGCCCACAGGGUGGCCUAAAACCUCAGGGUGCCCGCUGGGUCUGCCGCAGCUUCCGCCGCCACCUGGACCAGUGUGAGCACCAGAUUGGGCCCCAGGAAAUCAAGUUCCAGCUGCUCAACAGCGCCCAAGAGCCCCUCUUCCACUGCAACUGCACGCGCCGUCUGGCACACUUCCUGAGGCUCCACAGCCCACCCGAGGUUACCAACAUGCUUUGGGAGCUGCUGGGCACAACCUGCUUCAAGCUGGCCCCUCCACUGGACUGUGUGGAAGGCAAAGACUGUUCCAGAGACCCUAGGGCCAUCAAGAUGUCAGCCCGCCACUUGCGGAGGCUUCAGCAGAGGCGACACCAGCUCCAGGAUAAAGGCACAGACGAGAGGCAGCCAUGGCCUUCAGAGCCCCUGAGAGGCCCCAUGUCAUUCUACAACCAGUGCCUGCAGCUAACCCAGGCAGCCAGGAGACCCGACGGGCAGCAGAAGUCCUGGAGCCAGCGACCUCAGUUUCAGCUUUCCUGGGCACCAGCCUGGACCUUGCCCAUGGCUUUGCCAAGCCUUGGGAAUCUCAGCCUCCCCUCCAUUGGUUAGACUGAAGCAUGGCAGAGGCUGUUGUGGACAAUCAAGAGGAUGAAUGGGGGGAUCUCAAGGCCCAAAUGCUGGACCACGUCUCCUGCUGUUCUGGGUAACCUUGAGCUAUGUAUGACACAACUCUUCUAUGCCUGGAUGUGGUGUUCAGGAAGCUCAUUCUGAUGCCCUGGGCUUUGGCCUUGCCAGGGAACUUCACACACAGAUGAGAAUGGGGAAAGGGUAACUUAUUGCAGCAGCCCCAGGCAGUACCAGGAGGAGGUACAUGUAUGUCCGUGUUGCAAAAAUAAUACAUGCCUCAAAAACCUGCCUAGGGGAGCCCUAGUGCCUGGGUGCUGUGGCCUAGGGUAGCAGGUGGGAAGUUAGGGAUGUCACAGAAAUGUCUGUGUCUGAAUCCAGGAUUGGGGUGGGUGUUGGAGAGGGCUUUCAGCUCCCCUCCUCCCAGGGGGGCCUCUUUUUUUUAACAGCUGCUGUGCCCUUCCUGGCCUAGCCCUAAACCUAAAUUCAAAUCUCCUCCAUGCCUUUGCGCAAAGGACCUCCCUCUUGCACUCUAAGCCUUAGUUUCCUCCUCUGAAAAAAGGGGGUCUCUAAACAGGAGCUACCUCAUAGGGUUGUUGAGGAUUAAGUGAACCAAUACAUAUACAGUGCUUGGCACUUAAUAAGUAUUCCCCCCUGCGACACCUAGCUGAACUAUGGUUUGGUGUCUGAUCUUGAGAGGUUGAUAUAACCUUUUAAAGGCCUCAGUUUGCUCACCUGUGAAAUGGGUCUAAGAAUAGCACUGAUCUCACAGGGUUGUGAUGCAGAUUAAAGGAGAUGGCAUGUGUAAUGUA
This is a messenger RNA of Gorilla gorilla gorilla (western lowland gorilla), 2987 nucleotides long. It is a transcript of the gene PLA2G3, whose product is annotated as phospholipase A2 group III. Bases 541 to 2160 code for a protein of 539 amino acids. Gene Ontology annotation, biological process: arachidonate secretion; phospholipid metabolic process. The transcript has 7 exons. Gene Ontology annotation, molecular function: A2-type glycerophospholipase activity. Lineage: Eukaryota; Metazoa; Chordata; Mammalia; Primates; Hominidae. The record is from RefSeq and is a predicted model, not a curated record.